GCGCUAUCCCUGGCUCUAUCCAUUGCGGCAGUCAUUUCUAGGAUCAUGGCGCUACCAGCAAUUCUCCUUAAGUUGAUCUUCUUCUGCACGCUCUGCCGUGUUGUGCGCGCCCUGCCCAUCAGCUUGUUACCUGACGAACAAACUGACCCCCUUGUAUAUCCUCUAUCUGUCUUGCCUCUGUUGGCGCUUGCAGUGUGCAAAUUCUUCUAUGUGCGACUCCGUACGGUACAAUCCAUCGGUGCUGCCGAUCGAGUUGUUCAAGCAGGCGCUUCCUCAACGCCUAUCCACUUCCGGCUUUGGAACAAGUACAAGAUCGAAAUAAAACUUGCUCAGACCGGUUAUAUCAUAGGAUUCCUUGGAUCGCCGCAAUGGGAAACAAGAUCAAGACGAAAGGCUGAUCGUUCUGGCCGGACUUCUCGCCCUGCAAGCUCUGCCACAUCGAAGCCUCCUUCCUCUGUUUUGUACUCCUGGAUUCUACGCGAUAGUUCGCGCAGCAGUGGAACCGGCACUCCUCGUCAUAGUGCAGGUGGCCGGCGUUCCCAAUCGCGAUCGAGGUCAGCUUCCGUCCGCAAUGUCUCGAUACAAUCUCCGGUGCCACAUUUCGACAUUGCUAGUUGUGCAAGUGUCCACCCGUCAUCUCCUGCCUGCACCAGUGAAAUACCACCUUCGUCUAGCCCUGUUGCACAGAUACCUCCGCGCAACAUCACCGGACCUGCGGAAUAUCCGUCACCCACACUUAUGCAGAUGAUGAAACCUGUCCUGGCCUCUUGGUAUGAUGAUACAAGUGGGACGGAAACGUUCACCGAUCACGAAAAAUCCACAUCCACUAGUAAUGGGUCCACUGCAACCGGUGAAAAAUCCCGGGACCGUUCCCAAUCACCGACUCCUCCUUUCGAGACUCCCCCGAUGACACCUCAGCCUACGUCUCCAGCAAGCACGACCAUCUCCUUGGAUAUACCUCGUCGUAAGGAGAUGCCGUCCAUCGCUUCGUCUCUUUUGACGAUUGACAGUAUCGAACGACUCACUGUGUCGGUCUACGAAGGUCCAGCACUCGCGAGACCUACUCCUAUUCAUAUCGCCAAACCUCAUCAUGGCUCCAUUGGCUCGACAAUUGUGGAACGGUCGAUCGGUCGAGUGAAUGAAAUGUCUGCAAUCGAGAAGCUCUUGCAUUCUCCUACCCAUCGUUCGCCUCCAACACCACCAAACAUCUAUAGUUUGGUAUCCACUAGUAUUAGUACGCCCCAUACUCCCAGCACACGUCCACUAAACGUAGCUCCUGAACACAUGCCAUCGCCAACUCCUACGUCCCCUCCGUUAAAAAACAUCACGCCUCUCGAGAUCAUCAAGGGAAAGCGGCGCGCAUCGCGGACUGCUGUAUCGCAGAGGCGCAAGAGCGGAAGUCCCCUCGUAGGACCCUCGCCCCUCCGCAAUUCUGUGGUCGUUGAGUCAUCGUCUGCAUCCACUGGCAGUGGUUGGGAACUCGAAGACCUAGUGAAAGAUGGCGAAUUGGACAUAGACGCCGUCACUGCUGUCCUAGGACUUGGAUUGUCUGUUGGUUCUGGCCAUAGCAAUACCUCGGACUUCAGUUCUCAGCACGAGCAUGUGGAGGUGUCCGACGUGUCAAUCCAGUCUGAUUACUGGACAGCUGUCGAGUGGGAUCUCGGCUCCACGUCUGGUUCCACGACGGUACAAUUGAGAGUCCCUGGAGAGCAGCUUACAUCUAUUCCAGAGGAGAACGAAGAUGUUGUCUCGAUUGCUAGCCACGUCCGCGACUCGGUUGGGUCGAUUCCUGAUGCAGACGUGCUAUCAGCCAGCACGGAUCUACAGCCUGCGAUCGGUUCCUCGGGUUCGGCGCAGCAGAUGAUGCUUCAAAUGCAUGAGCGUACCGUUGAUCUCUGGGACGACGAGCAAAGCUGGAGAGACAGCUUCUCUGCUCGAGAGAACAUACAAAUGGGUUUCGCUUGUUGA
Messenger RNA from Laetiporus sulphureus 93-53, 1968 nucleotides. RefSeq lists its product as uncharacterized. The transcript is spliced from 3 exons. The record is from RefSeq and is a predicted model, not a curated record. Bases 46 to 1968 code for a protein of 640 amino acids. NCBI's taxonomy places the organism in Eukaryota, Fungi, Basidiomycota, Agaricomycetes, Polyporales, Laetiporaceae.